Messenger RNA from Cylicocyclus nassatus, 990 nucleotides. NCBI's taxonomy places the organism in Eukaryota, Metazoa, Nematoda, Chromadorea, Rhabditida, Strongylidae. The record is from the annotation of a GenBank genome assembly.
AUGGAGGGUCUAACUGCAACGCAGAUAUAUUCACCGGAACAAAUUGCUGAGGAUGCCUCUACUUCAACUGCGGACGAUUCAACUGAGCCAGUGCGCCGUUCGUUAACCAAAGCUGAACGAGAAGCACACAGAAGAUCUAAUGAAACACAAAUCGAUCGUCAUUUACGCCUUGCAGCCAAGAAAGGACGAGCAGCAUCAAGGAAGUCCAAUGAGACAAAAGACGAACGUACUUUGCGUCUAAAAUUCGAUGCAGAAAGAGCAAGACAAAGACGAUUGGCAGAGACCGAAGAGAAGAAAUCUGAGCGUUUGGCUAAAGAUGCAGAAAGGGCAAGAAAAAGGCGAUUGACCGUGUCAGAGAAGAACCGCAUGCUGGAGCCGUGUACGGGCAUAGAUAUGAUAGGUACACAGUCUACUGCAGCGUCUCCUCAGGAAUUUGAGGAUAGACUCGUUCAAAAACGAUCGCGAACCUUAAACUGUGGAGAACAACGUUGCUUAGUUUCCUGUACUUGCGGCCGAGAUGGCUGCGAAUAUGUGUUUCCACUCCUUCGCCCCUUCAGUCUAGCUCCAUUCCAACAGUCCAACCAAGAAAGUACAUGCAGACUUCUCAUUCAGAAAGAAACAGAAUCUGCUCACUUCUGCCAAAGAGAUUCCGCUGGAAAUGAGAGUAACUAUUUGAAGAUUCCACUACCAUACUCCGUCACUACGCUCUCUGAGAAUACGACAACACAGGUCAUGGAAGAAAGCUUCAGUGAUAUGGAUGUGCAUGCCUCCAAUUUCGCGGGUUGUCGGAAGUUCAUAAGAGGGGAACAGGUACAACCAAAAGCAGAAAAUCAAGAUCCAUGUGCUACAUUCGGCAUGGCCUCAGCUGUAAACGACAUAAAAGGCUUUAGAGAAAUAUGUGCUCGAAGUACUCGUAGACUAGAACAAAUUAUGUGCUUGUUUGCAGAUAACAGAAAAUAUGCCAUGCAAGCUGACAUUCCCAUCAUUUGA